AUGAAAGGCGGUGAUGUGGAGGCUGAAGGCCGACCGCCCUACCUCCAUGCCAUGAUUGCCGGCGGCUUUGGCGGGUCGACGGGCGACCUGCUCAUGCAUUCCCUCGACACGGUCAAGACGCGACAGCAGGGCGACCCCAACACGCCGCCAAAGUACACGUCGCUGGGGCGGUCGUACUACACCAUCUGGAGGCAAGAGGGCCUCCGGCGAGGCCUGUACGGCGGAUGGGUCCCGGCCCUGGGAGGCUCGUUCCCCGGCACCGUCCUGUUCUUCGGCACGUACGAAUGGGGCAAGCGCUUCCUGAUAGACCACGGCCUGCAGCAGCACCUGGCAUAUCUCUCGGCGGCCUUCCUCGGCGACCUCGCCGCGUCGGUCGUCUACGUCCCGUCCGAGGUCCUCAAGACCCGGCUGCAGCUGCAGGGCCGCUACAACAACCCGCACUUCAGGUCCGGCUACAACUACCGCGGCACCGUGGACGCCGCCCGCACGAUUGUGCGCUCCGAGGGCGCCGCCGCCCUCUUCCACGGCUACAAGGCCACCCUGUACCGGGACCUGCCCUUCUCGGCCCUGCAGUUCAUGUUCUGGGAGCAGUUCCACGCCUGGGCCAGGGCGUACAAGCAGAGCCGCCAGAUCGGCAUGCCGCUGGAGCUGCUGACCGGCGCCGCGGCCGGCGGCCUGGCCGGCGUCCUCACCUGCCCCCUCGACGUGGUCAAGACGAGGCUGCAGACCCAGGUCACCACCCCCCCGGACGACCAGGCCGUCGGCAAGCUCAAGGAGGCCGCCGCCGCCGCGCUGCAGGACCAGAAACGGCGCAUAUCCACCUCGUCCCCGAGCACGCACCGCCCCCAGCCCGGCGCCAUGGCCCUGCGCACCUCGUCCGUCCUCACCGGCCUCAAGGUCAUCUACCAGACCGAAGGGAUCGCCGGCUGGUUCCGCGGCGUCGGGCCCCGCGGCAUGUGGACCUUUAUCCAGAGCGGCUGCAUGCUGUUCCUGUACCAGCGACUGCUGCACCAGCUCAAAGUUGUGUUUCCGGCCGACCGCGACGAACCACGAGUGCACCUUGCCGCGUGA
Molecule: messenger RNA, 1071 nt
Organism: Ustilaginoidea virens
Lineage: Eukaryota; Fungi; Ascomycota; Sordariomycetes; Hypocreales; Clavicipitaceae
Exons: 3
Coding region: 1-1071 (356 amino acids)
Biological process (GO): magnesium ion export from mitochondrion
Molecular function (GO): magnesium ion transmembrane transporter activity
Source: RefSeq, a predicted model, not a curated record